Clarias gariepinus (North African catfish) is the source of this 1310-nucleotide messenger RNA. It is a transcript of the gene gja11, whose product is annotated as gap junction protein, alpha 11. The record is from RefSeq and is a predicted model, not a curated record. Gene Ontology annotation, biological process: cell communication. The transcript has a single exon. The coding region runs from base 1 to 897 and encodes 298 amino acids. Gene Ontology annotation, cellular component: connexin complex. NCBI's taxonomy places the organism in Eukaryota, Metazoa, Chordata, Actinopteri, Siluriformes, Clariidae.
AUGGGUGACUGGGAUCUCCUCGGCCGGCUCCUGGACAAAGUGCAGAAACACUCGACUGUAGUUGGGAAGAUCUGGCUGACUGUGCUGUUUGUCUUCAGGAUACUUGUCCUCGGAGCGGGUGCUGAGAAAGUGUGGGGUGACGAGCAGUCCGAUUUCAUCUGCAACACGCAACAACCUGGCUGUGAAAAUGUCUGCUACGACCAUGCAUUCCCAAUCUCACACAUUCGCUUCUGGGUGCUGCAGAUUAUCUCAGUGUCUGCUCCUACUCUAGUCUACCUGGGCCAUGUCCUGCACAUUAUAAAUGAGGAGAAAGGCAUGAGAGAAGCUAUGAAGAAAGCCCAGUAUGAUCAAGCUAACAUGUCCCAUAGGAAAGGCCUUAAAUUUCCCAAAUACAGCAAUGACAAAGGAAGAGUCAGCAUCCACGGUCGUCUGCUGAGAAGCUAUGUUUUGAAUUUGCUCUGCAAGAUCUUGCUGGAGGUCGGAUUCAUUUUAGGACAGUAUUACCUUUAUGGCUUUACACUUCAGGCUCAGUACGUAUGUAGUCGCUUCCCAUGUCCUCACAAAGUCGACUGUUACCUGUCAAGACCAACAGAGAAAAACAUCUUUAUUUGGUUUAUGAUGGUGGUGUCCUGCGUGUCACUGCUGCUGAACCUCAUUGAGGUCUUAUACCUGUUUUUCAAGAUGGUCAACGAGUGCCUGACCCGUAAGCGCAACUACAAUGUAACCUCUGUGACCCCGGUUUUGACAAAAAAAACAUUUGAAAACAAAGACCACAUUAUACAGAACUGGAUGAAGCGUGAGCUACAUCUUCAGAAAAGGGAUGCUGUCCAUGAGGUGGGCAAGCUCUCGAUUUUGGAAGACUACAACAGCAAUGACGUGGAAGAAGUUCAUAUCUGAGCUUUGUAAACAGAACCAUUCUGAAGACCAACAGACACAAAUAUCAGUCAGACUGAGCAGCUGUGUAUUUUGAUUUGGACACACUGUAUGGCCAAAAUACUGUAUGUGGACACCCGUCCAUCACAGCCCUAUGUAUUUGUCGAAAAUCACAUUCCAAAAUCCUACUUCAUGGGAAUUAACAUGGAUUUGGUUUCUCCGCUUCUGCUUUAAAAGCCUCCAUUCUUCUUGGAAGGCUUUUCACUAGAUUAUGGAGUAUGAUUUUGGAAAUUUGUGCUCCAUUCAUUCACAAGAACAUUAGUGAGAUUGGGGACUGAUGUCACCAGAGAUUCGCUGGAGCACAUUCACAGUUUGAAUGUGUCCAGUGGGGGUUAAGUCAGUUAUUCCAGUCCAACCUUGGCAAACCGUGUUUUCAU